AUCUUACUUUCGCACUGAACGUCACGAGCAACAAUCGACUGUAACAGACGAUCAGGAUAAGCAGAACGCGGAUAAAUAUACGAAGUAGAGGCCUGUGUAGCCAUCUCCACGCCGAAUCUUUCUGAAUGGGGCCUUACCUCUCCCGGGAACCAUGACGGGACGGUGGAGGCGAAGACGAUCCCCUGGGCAACAAAGCACCACAACAGCACGCACCCCAGAGAACCAGACACCCAUUACUACAUGUUAUAAAGGGACAAAAGUGGGUCGCAUUUCAGCGUCCAAGAAAACGGCGCCUGUAUCCGUCGCUAUAAGUGCUCGGUCGGAUCCGGUUUAUAAACUUCCGUUGCCCAGGCGAUCAUCGCGGAAACCAACACGUUCAUUAACUUCAAAUGAUGAGAAGAUACCGCUCGAUCGACCUCUAUCGCGGUCUGUUUCACCAAACAGCCCUGCUAACGAGUCCCGGACUAGAAGUCGUGUGAACGAGCGGGCCAGUGCCCAGAAUAUACCCCAGGAUCAGAAGGGUAACAAAUCAUCCGUACCUGAACUGACAAACGAGGAACAAACAGAUACCAAGGGUAAGAAGAGAACUCGGGACCCUUCCUUUGCCGCACCGCGGAAAAAGCAUCAUACUGGGUCUACCUACCGGGAAGACCCAACAGGGCAGACAGUCAAGGCACCAAUCAAUGCGGAAACAGGAUUGACCACGGCGCAGGACAAUGGUUCCAAUGCCAUAGCGAACAAUGCCGAUAAUCGACCUCUGUCGGCGGUCAUUCAUCCAGUGGAAGGAGCGUGCUUUGCAGCGGCUUCGACUUUAUUGAAGACUCCUACUGGAUACCGCAGUUUCCAGAGCACGCCAGACUCUUCACUGUCCCAUUUGGAUGAUGUGGAGCAAAUGGAGCCGGCGGUUAUAUAUGGGGUGGAUUCUUCCGGUAGGCAACGGAAUGGAUUCCAAUCUCCAGGAGCCUACAGUCCGUUCCUCUUUGACAAGCUAGACCGCGAUAUUGAACAGCAUCUUCAUCAAGGAAAUGAUUCCUUGAUUGAAGAGGAGCAACCUUUGAAUAGUAAUUGCGACCUGACCAUGCGGACAGAGGACUUGCUGGAAUUUCUGAACGACGACAUAGAUGGAUUCAGUGACGGGGAGGAUCUUGUAUCCGCCCAUAGGUCGGUCAAGACGCCAGAGAGUGAGACUGACCUGCUUAAGGAAGCACGUUGGCCCACGCACCAGUAUACGGACGAAUCAACCAAAGAGCCGAGAGUGGACACGACAGAAAUAAACACCAGAGACGCAUCGAAUGUCACCACCCAUGAGUCUCAUGACGCAGGAUUGUCCAUUGACGAUACAUAUCUGCAAGCUACCGAUUUCCAGUAUCAAUCAGAGGAUGGGAUUUCGGAUCCGAGAUUACUUCUUUCCAAUAAAGCAUAUGGUAUCCCGGAGUCAGUGCUGGGCGCAUUUAAGGAACGCGGAAUCACCUCGCUACUUCCCUGGCAGAUGGAAUGCUUACUGCAGGAAGGCGUUCUGGACGGGAAGAGAAAUCUUCUGUACAGUGCGCCUACUUCUGCUGGGAAGAGCAUGGUUGCAGAUAUUCUCAUGCUGAAUAAAGUCAUCAAGACGAAGCGGAAAGCAAUCAUGAUUGUGCCGUUUGUGGCAAUCGCCAGUGAAAAGACGCGGGAAAUGCAAAAAAUACUGGCCUCCGCGAGCCUUAACAUUGUUGGAUACUACAGCGAUGUGGGAUCGUCUUCAUUCGAUGAUGUUGAUAUAGCGUAUUGCACAACAGAAAAAGCAAAUAGUCUGAUUAACAAGCUACUCGAAGAGCGAAAACUUGACUCGUUAGGAAUCGUGGUAGUCGACGAGCUACACAUGGCCGGAGAUCCUUCUCGCGGUUAUUUGCUCGAACUACUCCUGACCAAACUGAAGUUCUUGAUGAAAGAUGAUCUUCAGUUGGUUGGGAUGUCCGCAACCCUUCCCAACCUUGACUUAUUUCAGGGUUGGCUCGAUGCUCACUUGUAUGUAACACACGAUCGCCCAGUACCCUUGACUGAGCAUAUUAAGUAUGCCCAUCAAGUCUACGAUGUGGCCGGUCGACCAAUCCAGACGUUAAAGAAGAAUCAUCAUCUCGAUGCUGAUAUGUUAGGGUCAUUGGUGCAACCGGUCAUUGAUGAUUCUGCAUCCGUCCUAAUUUUCUGCAGUUCCAAAAAGCAUUGUGAAAGUACUGCUACAUUUCUGGCGCAAAUCCUCCGUGAUGUCGGGGACGAGGAAACAAAGUUACAACGCUUAAACAUUGUGCGGGAACUAGAACGAGCGACUCCGGCAAAGCCAGAUGAGCUUCUGCCGAACCUGAUAAUGAAGGGAAUCGCUUUCCAUCACUCUGGCGUACUCACUCAAGAAAAGGAAAUCAUUGAAGAUGCGUAUCGGGCUGGAAUCAUUCGUGUCAUGACAUGCACCUCUACAUUGGCCAUGGGUGUGAAUCUCCCAGCCCGUCGCGUAAUAUUCCGUGACAUGAAAAUUGGGAGAAAUCAUAUAAGUGUCAGGGAAUACCAGCAAAUGAAAGGGCGAGCAGGAAGGAAGGGUCUGGAUGCUUAUGGCGAAUGUUACCUCAUGUGUGCACAGUCUGCGGAUUUCCAAAGGGCACAACAGCUCGUUCAGGCGGGCCUCGACUGUGUCACGUCAUGUCUAAUGACGGAGCUGAAAGGAAUGAAGAGGGCUUUGCUCGAAGUGAUUGUUGCUGGGGUCGCCAACGUCGGUCCAGACUUUGAGGCAUACUUGCAAGCGACCCUACUUUACGCCGAGAUUGGAGUGUUCAAUGAGGAGCUUCGGAAAUGCAUCGAUGGAGCAAUCUGCUUCUUAUGUGAUCAUGCCUUUAUUUUAUGGAAUCCUGGAGCAAAACGAUUUGAAGCCACUAAACUGGGGAUAGCAACAGUUGCGUCUGCACUCGCGCCUGAGGAGGCUCACAUUGUAUAUCUUGAGUUGGACAGAUCAUCGGCAAAUUUUGUUUUAAAGGACGAGCUGCAUACCGUCUACCACGUCACCCCACCCUACAUCCAAAUCGAAGUUGACUGGAAUCAGCUACGAUCUCUCUACAUGAAUUUCACAGAGACGAGUUCGCAUAUUGCGCAUCUUCUCGGCAUUCAGGAGCAUGUGUUAUACAGCUCUGCGAGACGAUCACGACUAACAAUCACGGAACAGCGAACCUACAGCCGAUUUUAUACGGCCCUGGUUCUCAAUGAUCUGGUCCAGGAAAAACCCUUCGACGUCAUCAUGAAGAGGUUCCCCAAUUUGACACGUGGCAUGUUGCAAACCCUGCAGAAUCAAUCGGCUACCUUUGCUGGACAGGUCAAGAUCUUCUGUGAGAAGAUGGGAUGGGAUACUCUGGGCGUCAUUGUAACCCAUUUUCAAGCUCGUUUGAAUUUUGGUGUUGCAAAGGACCUGGUGGAUCUUGUCCAAGUUCCACAUAUUGGAGCCAGUCAUGCCCGAAGCUUGUACAAAGCUGGGUAUAAAAAUGUUGCUUCUUUGGCAUGUGCAUCGGUCGACGAGAUUUUUGAUGUAUUGAAUAAAGCUCUGCCGUUCCGGUUACGAAACCCGGAUCACGCUGAAGGCAACCGGCGAAUUCUGUAUCGAGAGGCUCACAUCAUUCUGAAUGGUGCCAUUGAGAUUGUGCAAACGCAGAUCAAGGAGGCCGCUAUGGAGGCUGAGAGGAAAAAGAAACUGCUGACCAGGGCCAGAGAGCUUCGAACACCGGCUUCAUCUGGCACUAAGAAGGCCCCGAAAAUGUGUUCUCCAGAGACCUCGUCCCCACAAUAUCGUUCAAACCAACUCAGAGAAAGCAAUUUUGCAGAUACUAUAAAAGAACAAAAGGGAGAUCUUCCGGAUAAUGACAGAGAUCAGCAGACGACCCCACCCGAUCAAAUUACAAAAUCCGCUCUUUCCGACGAAUUUUCAAUUGUAAACGUUACGGAAACACAGGAACGCUUUGAUAUGUUUAUCAAACAGUGGGGUGACCAACGAGAAUACGUCUGGAACUCAUAUACUAGACCGUUUGAUUCGAAGAGGAGAUUAGCUGGACUGUCAAUAUGCUGGCAGCGCUCAGAGGUUUACUUCCUAGAUCUUGUGGACGGAACCUUUAGCUGGGACAAGAUUCGCAUGGUGUUUGGGCAAAGGUCUACCAAGAUCUGCUUUAACACAACAAAACAGCUCCAAUAUUUGAUGCAAAACUGCGUGAUACCUGCGGGGGACUUUGAUGAUCCGAAGGUUGCAGCAUGGUGCUUGGAACCAGACUCCCCAGAACCGGAUCUGAAGAAGAUGUUCAACACGUACUUUCCAGGGCAGAGCUUCAGCGAUGUCGGCCCCCCGGAGGCUGCAUGUGCUCGAAAAGCCAUCCAAACAUACCUUUUGAUGCAGACAAUGCGCAAGCGAUUGGACAAUCAAGGCUUGUUGGACUAUUAUGAAAGGGUCGAGAUGAAAAUUGCCCCUAUUCUCGCUCGAAUGGAAUAUAUCGGUCUUGGCUUUGUCCAUCUUGAAUUUCACAAAUACUGGAAGGUCUUUACCGAAAAGCUGGAGGACCUCGAACAGCAGGCAUACAAAGUGUCCGGUUACACGUUCAGCCUUACCAACCCAAAUGAAGUUGCUGGGGUGCUAUAUGAUAAACUUGAAUUAUCUUAUGAAGAGACCAUUGCCGGCACAUCUCUUGGCUACAUCGAGGCGAAGAAAACGGAUAACGGCAAACCGAUUUUGCGGAGUACCUGUAAAGAAGUUUUGUUGAAAUUGGCAGCAAAGCAUGAGUUUCCUCGCAUCAUCAUGGAACAUCGGAGGAUAUCCAAGCUUCUUGGUACGCAUUUGGUUCCCUUGCGACAUAACCAAAUCAUGAACCAGCAUCUUGGUAUGCCGAGAAUACAUUGUACAUUUGAUACCCACACGGCUACUGGUAGAAUGGUCGCAAAGGAUCCUAACCUGCAGAAUGUCCCACAUCCCACAAAGGGACUAACUGAAGCUGGUCUAGACAUUGAUUCCGCUAAUUUGCGAAACGCAUUUCAAGCAGCAGAGGGCAUGAUGUUGGUGUCAGCAGAUUAUUCUCAAGUAGAAUUGAGGCUAAUUGCUCACCUGUCGCAAGACAAGAAUCUAUUGGAGAUCGUCAAUAGCGGUGACGACUUUUUCAAACUCAUGGCCAGUAAGCUUCACGGAAAGCCGCAGGAGCGCGUCACAUAUGAAGAGAGGGCUAGAGCAAAGGCCCUUUCAUACGGAGUCAUGUACGGUAGAGGUGCGCGAUCGCUUUCCGAAGAAUUGGAAGUCGACCUAGCCGGCGCCGAAGCUUUCCUGCGUGAAUUUCAAGCAGCCUACCCGGGUGUUCCCGCCUGGAAACAGCAAACUAUUCAAAAGUGCCACGAGAAGGGAUACGUUGAAACGAUUCUGGGACGGCGCCGGUAUUUGCCCGGUAUUCAUGAAAACAAACUCUCUGUCAGGACUCAUGCAGAGCGCCAGGCUAUCAACACUACCGUGCAGGGAUCAGCUGCAGAUCUGGUCAAAGUUGCUAUGAUCCAUGUUGACAAAGCAUUUCGACAUCGCGGUUGGGACUCUUGGAUCAGCGAUCCUGAUAAUGUCCGCAAGGUCCCUCAUUUGGUUCUUCAAAUUCAUGACGAAUUAUUAUUUGAGGUCCCAAUGCAUCUUGUUGACGAAGUCAAGUCGAUCAUUGUUGACUGUAUGAGCCAUACGUUUGAACUGGAUGUGCCAUUGCCCGUUCGCAUGAAGAUGGGAAAGAAAUGGGGUUCGUUAAAAUAAUAAUUGUGUGUAGAAUAAUUUAAUUCGUAAUAGUCUAUUGUUCCAUA
Molecule: messenger RNA, 5817 nt
Organism: Spizellomyces punctatus DAOM BR117
Lineage: Eukaryota; Fungi; Chytridiomycota; Chytridiomycetes; Spizellomycetales; Spizellomycetaceae
Exons: 23
Coding region: 152-5770 (1872 amino acids)
Biological process (GO): double-strand break repair; DNA-templated DNA replication
Molecular function (GO): DNA-directed DNA polymerase activity; ATP binding; DNA binding
Source: RefSeq, a predicted model, not a curated record